AUUUCCAACUGGUCUGAUGCACUUUCAGCGAAGACUCGGGAAACAUUUUGAUCUCGACUGACGGAUAAAAAGUUGUUGAAUGAAAUAAGUCCAUUAAUGUUCUUUUUCAGUUUUUCAAGGUCAACUUUUGACAAUGCUUGUCCACGGAAAACUUCAAAGAUCUUCCCUUCAGAGGGGCUGAAUUGCUGCUUGUAAAGAAUUUCAAUUUGUCGAUGUAAAUCACACAUAAAAAAUCCCAUUUUCAUCAUAGUAAUGGAGUCCAAUGUUCGGAGCGAUCGAUUUAGUAUUUCAUAAAUGAAGCUCUCACGUGUGUACCACCAAAUGGAAGAUUCAGGAGAAUAAUCUCGUUCGAAUUCAUCGAUAUCUUUUAAUUUGGAAACAUUGUUCAGAUAUUUGUCUCGUAGGAAUUGAACGAAAUCCAUUUUAGCCCGUACACUAAAGUCAAGUUCUAGAAAAAUCUCUUUGAAUAACUGAGUGUACAUAAAUGUAGGAUCUAUUUGAUUCAGAUUAUGAAUUGAAUCGUCGUGAACCGGAUUAAUAAAGCUUAAUGAAAUAUUAUCCUGAAUCCAUGAUUUAACAUCUGUUUUGAGGUCUUUGCAGAUUGGCAGGAUAUUUUCAUAAACACCCUUGACUUUUUGCCAAGACUCACUCCAAUUAUUACGUAAAGAAAUAUCAUUAUCAGCAUAUAUAUAGAUUUUCUCCAGUUGAGCGAGAUCGUGAAUCAAAGGUAUGACGUGUUGUGCCAGGAUCUCCGAUAUAAUAAGAAAUAUCCUGAGGUCUUUGAUAUUAGUCAGAAAAUUGACGCAUUCAUCCACCUCUGAGAAUAUGUAAAUAUCAUUAGCAACAUUCCCGAGUUCUUCGAGAGAAUAAUCCUUUUCCGAAGCCAAUUUGCCAUCUAGCCACACGACAUUAUAAUUCUGAAUCGUUCGCCGCAGGUUGGCUACACCGGUUUUUACUUGUUUUACGUUUUUGAUCAUUAAAAUUAUUGCUUGUUCGUUGAGUAAUCGCGAUCACUGCAAAAUUUAUUUCAUCUUAUCUUGCCACGUGUUUUAUGCUAUUAAAGCAUACUGUUUAAGGGCAUCGUUCUGGAGCACUCGACGCCGAAAGUGAAUGCAAUGUAUGAGUAAUCAAAAUAAAACAGAAAGAGUAGACAAAAAAUACGUACUACCAUACGAUUCAUGUCCUGUGAACUGUACAUUUUAAACUCAGUAAUGAGGAAUAAGGUAAUUGGAGAGCUGUAAAAUAGCUUUUUCUUGGAGAACUUCCAUAUUUCUAGUGUACUAAAAAAGUACACUUAAGUUUCGGAUAAAAUCCGAAGUUUUCACAUUUAUUUGAUGAAGAUUCGAAAGAACUCAACCAAGUUUGUCUGUUUGACUCAGAAAGUUUAGAUAUGAGCCACCCUGGUUAGAUAACGAUUUUUCCGCGAAUAGUGUGGUGACAAAGCAAGAUGCUGUGCAAAGACCUUCCGAAUCAUAAUUCCUUCAGAUUGAUGAAUGUAUCCAGGAAUUCGUCAACCACAAACCAGUUUAAGAUACAACAACUGCCGCAUUUUAAUCGGCAAUCAACUCGUAUUCUUUUCAUAAGAAGGAUAAUUCAAUCCGUUCAACCAUCUCUAUUAUAGAAUCGAUCUAUACCAUAUCAGAAUUCCUCGAAUUCAUAUUACAUGGCAUGUUUGUUUUUCUUCUGUAUAUGAGAGCACAGGUAUCUGGAAAAAACCCAUCGACUUAUCUUCAUUGCAUGAUAGCGGUAUCUACGGUGUGCUAGGAGAAAUCCAGUGCGAUAUUUUCAUCUUUGUUUGCUUCUAAAACUAUUAGAAAUGGGCUACUAUGGUGGUAAUUGCAAUCGUUACGGAUUCGUCGUAUUGACAUAUCUGAUGCUAGUUGCCGAAUAUUCAACUUUUGUUUCCACAAUGGGAUGAGUUCGCACGUCACGAUCCUUCGAAAGCGUUAUACACUCUCUUAUUUUCUUCAAUUUUCCAUCUCUUUUGUUAGGUUAUUACAAUCGAAAGUAUAUUUUUGGUACCAAAGAGAUCAAGUAUACUUCGGUUACUUGGACAUCAUUUUAAUUUGUGCUUAGGAAAAAAGAAUACAUAACUCGAGGAGGUGGAUCAUUUGAAAAGAAUACUAUGGGUAAGACUGUCAAGACGCUUAUAGUUUUUGAGUAAUUUGUUUUAUUUUCACUUUUAGCCUUAACAUUUCUAGUUUUGGCGACUUACAUUGGUCUGUUCAUUACAUUCCAAGUGAUGUUUUUUGUUUAUUGGAGUAGGACGGACGGUAGUUAUAAUUGUGACAGAGGGUUUAGAGGUGGUGGAUUGGUCUUGAGGGUGGGUGUGGGCGUGAAUAUGACUGUCAUUGCUACAUCAAUACCUACACCUACCCCCACAGCCACACCCACACCCACACCCACACCCACACCCACACCCACACCCACACCCACACCCACACCCACACCCACACCCACACCCACAACCACACCCACACCCACACCCACACCCACACCCACACCCACAACCACACCCACAACCACACCCACACCCACGCCCACACCCACACCCACACCCACACUGUCACCGGUUCCAAUUAUCCGAAUGUGCCAUCGUUUAAUCUUAAUCUUCCAUCAUUUGAAAAUUUAAAAAGAAUUUGUCCUAAGUUACAAAAAAUUAGUUUUAACAAAUUUGAAAAUAUUGUUCGAAAGUGUUUAAAAUUUGUCGAAGUUUUAUUUGUUUCAAUUGAAGAUGAUGAAGAAUAUUUAUAUGCAGAACGAUGGGAAAAAUUAAUUUCUUCUCAUAUGCAGAAUUUACGUAUCUUUGAUAUCUAUCAUAAUGAUGUUCAACUACGAAAUCAAUUAGAUUAUGAUGAAUUAAUUCAUCCAUUUACUUCAUCGUUUUGUAUUGAGAAACAUUGGUUCUUUACACAUCAACAUGAUGGUUUUCAAUCUUUUAAUAUUAAAGAUUUUCAUUCAACUCAUCCAUAUAGGUAUACAAAUAUUAACUGGAUGUCUUUUCUUGUUAUUGGUUCUACUCUUUUUUUAUAG
Molecule: messenger RNA, 3033 nt
Organism: Rotaria sp. Silwood2
Lineage: Eukaryota; Metazoa; Rotifera; Eurotatoria; Philodinida; Philodinidae
Source: the annotation of a GenBank genome assembly